This is a messenger RNA of Aspergillus tanneri, 1068 nucleotides long. RefSeq lists its product as uncharacterized. The record is from RefSeq and is a predicted model, not a curated record. The transcript has a single exon. NCBI's taxonomy places the organism in Eukaryota, Fungi, Ascomycota, Eurotiomycetes, Eurotiales, Aspergillaceae. Bases 1 to 1068 code for a protein of 355 amino acids.
AUGUCUUUCCAAAUGUACAAUGGCGCCCUCUCGGCCAAUAUAGACCGAACCCCUCUUACUUUGAAUGAAGCCACUCGCACUCUCUAUGAUCGAGCCAUUGCCGACCCAUCCUCACUGACUGAUGCAGAACGAAGAACCAUUACCCACCGCCCACCGGAAGAGGAAGAAAAUGCUCUUUGCCAAAAGGCCUGUGGACAGAGCAUGUCUGAACUGGUCUCCAGAGCCGUCCAAAACGGAGACUCCCUCUCAUACAAUGAAGCCCACCUACUGACCGCUGGUGUCAUUCCCAAUCAAGCCGGUCGUCUCCUGAGUGAGCAGGCCCGGCUCAGUGCAGCGGACCGGGAUCUCACCCACAGAGCCAUGGAAGCCGCCAUGACAGAGCAGAUGAAAACGGCCCGGGCCAGUGCCCAGGCGGUGCAGAAACGAUGGAACCUGGCCCGCACGGCGGCAUUUGAGUCCCUGAACAGUGAUGAUGUCAGGAAUAUUCAGUAUUCAUUCCGUGUACCGUGGCAGGAGCAUAUUCUAGCCAUCCCGGGGACAACGGCCUGUGGACUGGUGGUGUUUUUCCCGGCUGUGCCAGGGUGGGUGUCGUUCAAGGAGCAGAUUGAAACGGCCAUCUACCACGGGCUGCAUUAUAGCCCGCAACAGAUGAAAGAAGCCGCCCUCGCCCGGUUUACUCUCCACUGGGUGGAGGGUGACCAUGCCGAUGCUUGUCAGGAUCAGUUUGUCUCGAUGCGAGACCGAGGCAAAUUUCCCCCGGGUUUGCGGUCCGACUCCUUUCUCUACGUGGAUCAGGAGGCAUUGCAAUCACACGAUCAUCCGAGACCAUUUGUCUGGUUGUGGGAGCCGGAAGACACCAAGGAACCACCGCUAAAGGUGCAUGUUAAACAUAUUGCCCCGACACUAUUCGCUCGUCUGACCCAGCGGGAUCUAUCCACGGAGGAGGCGAGACGCCGACCGUAUCGACAUACGUCAGAGCUCGCGAUGCUUCAUCAAGCAGCCAGUCACUCUCGAACUGCUACGGGGGAUCCGGAUAUGAUUUGGCCGCCGCCUGCUCGCUACAUGUAA